GACUUGCUCUCUCCUUUUGUUAAAUAUUUCAUCUCACCACAUUUCUUCCUCUUUAUAUCUAUCCCUUGCCCUUUGAGUUCUGACUACUAAUAUAUAACUUGAUAGAGAACUAUACUACUUAAGAUUCCCAAAACAUCACCAUAAACCCAGUAGAGUUAAACUCCCGUGUUCUUUCCAUCGAUCUUCACCUUCAUCGGCAUGGAUUAUUCAACAGGAAAAUCUCCAAGAAGAGAGCUUCAACUCCAAGGUCCACGUCCAACGCCUCUCAAGAUACACAAAGACUCUCACAAGAUCAAGAAACCUCCAGUUGUACCACAACCGUCACAACUACCAAACCAGCAGCAGCAGCCCCAUCACUACCAGCAGCCACGUCAACCGGUCAUAAUCUACACGGUGUCCCCGAAGGUCAUCCACACAAACCCUAGCGAGUUCAUGGACCUUGUCCAACGCCUCACCGGCUUACCACCAUCGAAUUCUUCUACUACAUCUUCUUCCCCGCCUAGAAAUAACAAUAUUCAUCCUCCGAAUUACGUUAACUAUAAUAAUCCUCCAGCUCAUGAUGAUCAAGGGAUGAAGAAAACUAGUACUGCUCAAGAUGUUGUGGAAGAAAUGGAAAUUAUGGAUGGUGGUGGUGGUGGUGAUGGUGGUGUGAGGCAAAAGGGUUUGUUUCCAGGGAUCUUGUCGCCUGGGCCCGCUUCGCUUACUCCGAUUCCUUCAAACUUCUUCUCUCCACCGGCGGAUAGCUUCUUUCAUGAUUUGAGCCCCGUGCUCCAUGGCAACAGGAACUUCAUAGAAGGUAGUUUCAUGCCUAGUCCGUCAAACUUCUUUUCCCCGUCUACAUCCAUAGACUUAUUCAACAAUUUUCCAUAUCAAUAGUUUUUCUCAUUUAUUUUCUUGUUAUCAAAUUCUUUUACUUCAAAGAAAGAAUGGGAACACAUUGUAGGAGAAUUAUUCAGAGAUGUGGAUUCUCUUGGUUUAAUUUCUUGGAGUUUUCUCGGUUUCUUGAGGUUCCCUUUUUUUAGGAGAGUUUGAGGGUUGAAUUUCAUUAGUGAAGACAAUAGAAUAUUAAGGGAUUGAGCUGGAAUUUUGAUUUUCUUUUUGGUGGGAAGGCAGGUGGGUAAGUUAUUGAUUAGUAGGUAGUUUAAUAUUGUGGACCAUAAGAUGGAGAGUGCCUAGCUCUCAUAUAUCUUAUGAUACCCAUCCUUUUGUUUUUAUACCAUUUCUUGUCAUGUUCCUUUGGCAUGUAAUUUGCAAUACAUAUAUAGUUGACCUUUCUCAUUGCUCUUUUCAGUUUGUU
Messenger RNA from Malus domestica (apple), 1297 nucleotides. Its product is annotated as protein MKS1. Gene Ontology annotation, cellular component: nucleus. Lineage: Eukaryota; Viridiplantae; Streptophyta; Magnoliopsida; Rosales; Rosaceae. The record is from RefSeq and is a predicted model, not a curated record.